AUGCCCCCCCACCAAGGCCUCGUCCACCCCAAAGAAUACGACAUCAAAGACAGCAACGUCGAGCUCAUCAACACCUCCAUCGACCACCGCAUAAAAUACGCCUCCGCAACCACCGAGCCCGCCUGGAACGACGGCCGCGUCGGCCAAAACCCCGGCCUGCGCAUCUGGCGCAUCGAAGAAUUCCAAGUCAUCCCCUGGCCCGAGAACAACUACGGCCAGUUCUACGAUGGCGACAGCUUCAUCGUCCUGCACUCCUACAAGGUCGGCAAGGAGGAUAAACUAGGCCACGACAUCUUCUUCUGGCUGGGCAGUCACACCACGCAGGAUGAGGCGGGCGUCGCUGCCUACAAGACGGUUGAGCUGGAUGAGUUUCUGCACGGGGCGGCGACGCAGCACCGCGAGAUUCAGAGCGCUCCGUCGGACGAGUUCCUAGCGCUGUUUCCGAGGAUGUCUAUUCGCUCGGGGGGCGUGCGUUCUGGGUUCAGGCAUGUGGAGGAGGAGGCUAAGGAGGCUAUUCGGACGUUGCUGCGUGUGUUUAAGAGCCCCUCUGGGAAUGGGGUGGUUGUGCAUGAGGUUGAGGCCAGGGUGGAGAGUCUGGAUGAUGGGGAUGUUUUUGUGCUGGAUACGGGUGAUAAGAUUUGGGUGUGGCAGGGAAAGAACUGUAGUCCCAUGGAGAAGGCGAAGGCUGCGCAGGUUGUGCAUGAUAUGACUCUCGCGAAACAUGUUGACGUCGAGGUUAUUGCUCAGAGUGAGUCUCGCUCGCGCCGUAUUACAGAUUUGCUGGGUGGAGGAGAUGACACUCCACGAGAGGGCUUCAAGCAACGUCGUCCAAUUAGCACAUCCGCGAGGAGAAGCACGCCAGAUCAGUCGAGGAAGUUGUUCCGUCUAAGCGACGCCUCUGGCCAGUUGGCAUUUGACCUUGUCAAGGAUGGUGGUCGUAUUUCACAGGCUGAUCUCGACGGCAACGACGUCUUCUUGCUAGAUGAUGCAGGUAAAGGUAUUUGGGUAUGGGAAGGCGCUGGUGCUAGUCGUCAGGAAAAGGCCAAGUGGCUGUCCGUCGCGCAGGCAUACAUUCGGCAUGUGCAGGGCGUGAGUCCUGAUGGCGAGCAUUACUUGACGCCGUUGGCGAAGGUGAAUGAGGGGAAUGAGAGCCGGGCUUUCAUGAGGGCGAUUGCUGCGAAUUAG
Pochonia chlamydosporia 170 is the source of this 1185-nucleotide messenger RNA. RefSeq names its product actin-binding protein Fragmin. Gene Ontology annotation, molecular function: actin filament binding. The record is from RefSeq and is a predicted model, not a curated record. The transcript has a single exon. Bases 1 to 1185 code for a protein of 394 amino acids. NCBI's taxonomy places the organism in Eukaryota, Fungi, Ascomycota, Sordariomycetes, Hypocreales, Clavicipitaceae.